AUGCUUCCUGCCGGAAGAACAGUGCUUGUGCACAAUUUUCGCUUUAAUUACCUUCUAUCCUACACGCUGACCUGGAAGCACUCCCUAUAUCCAAAACUGCCGCGACAGCUUGUAGCUGCUCCAGUGUUUGCAUCAAAACGACACACCUCGACAAUGAUAUCUGAACGCGACCUGUUCGCAUACACCUCUGGCCGUUACCUUUAUAAUGAGGAAAUCCGACUUGCUGAAAGAUAUAUCGAGUUCGAUGUUGACGCAUUGAAAAGGAUCGCUGCGAAAGCUGUGGACCGUAACUCAGCUACAAGUAUCAGGAAGCUUGCAGAAGGUGGUUUUAAUAGGGUCUUUCUUCUGACGAUGAAUGACGGGUUUGAAGUCAUUGUUAAAAUACCGUACUUAUUAGCUGUCCCACCAAAGCUCACCACCGAGAGUGAAGUUGCUACUUUGGACUUCUUACGUGAAAAUGGCAUCCCUGUUCCCAAGGUAUAUGCUUGGUCUUCGGACAAAGACAAUGAAGUUGGUACAGAGUAUAUUAUCAUGGAAAAAGCUACUGGGAAACCAUUGACGGACCGUUGGUUUGAUUUGACGCCCAAGGAGAUGUUGAAGCUGGUUACCAGCUAUGUGGAUAUCGAGAAGAAGCUUUUCUCCUUCCCAUUUGGAGCCCAUGGAAGCUUAUAUUACAAAGAUGCAUUGCCACGGAAUCUCCAGGCUAGUUUAUACGCAUCUGGGCAAUCAGGAGGGGAUAGCCGCUUUUGCAUUGGGCCCAUCACGGACUACAUGUUCUGGCGUGGACGACGCGCAGCGUUCGAUUUGGAUCGAGGGCCUUGGGGGGAUCACUGCCAGUACCUGCAAAGUAUUGGCCAACGAGAGCUAGAAUGGACUCAAAAGUUUGGAAAACCUAUGAUGAAUGAUUUCCCUCAUAAUGCUAUAGAAGGAAUACCACGGGAAAUACCUCAGGGCAUCUACAUCGACUUACUUAAAAAAUAUCUAUCGCUAGCUCCAUAUAUUUUGCCGCAAGAUCCCGCAGAUCCAUUGAAUCGCCCAACAUUACGACACCCGGAUCUUAACCCAAGUAACAUAUUUGUGUCCGAGGAAGGUGAAAUAACCUGUCUAAUUGACUGGCAGUAUACUACGAUUCUGCCGCUGCUCCUGGUAGCAGGGAAUCCCCCGAUGUUUGACAACCCUGAUUCUGAGCCACCAAAGGACCUGAGGCAACCAUCUCUGCCACCAGACUAUGGUACCUUGAGCGCAGAGGAAAAAUCACACGCCGACGAGCUCCAUCGACGAAGGAUGCUUUUCUGGUUAUACAUGGUAUUUAACGGAAGGGACAACAAGCCUCAUCUGAAGGCCAUUCAAUAUCCGUUACUAAUGCCUCGGCAGCAUCUAGCUGAUAGAGCAGGACGGCAAUGGACUGGAAAUUUUAUCACCUUGAAAGGCGCAAUCCUCAGAGUGGUCCUCAACUGGAAUGUAAUUCUAGGAAAGCGGGCUGGAACCGUUGAAUGCCCCGUCCAGUUCACGAAGGAGGAGGAAGAAGAGUUUUUUGCUCUCGAGGAGCAGUGGUUCCAAUUUAAUAUAUUAACAGAGCAUUGGCACUCAAAGCUCGACCAUUUGGGCCAGGACGGUUGGGUGAGAAAUGAAUCGUAUGACAAAGUUGCUGCUUUGAACAAGGAAUUCAAAGAAGAAUGGCUGGCUAGGGGAGAGGACGAUGAUGACCGGUUUCUUGUUGAAAAGGGCUGGCCAUUCCAAGAUCAUGAUGAGACUGACUAG
Messenger RNA from Microsporum canis CBS 113480, 1761 nucleotides. Its product is annotated as phosphotransferase family protein. Bases 1 to 1761 code for a protein of 586 amino acids. NCBI's taxonomy places the organism in Eukaryota, Fungi, Ascomycota, Eurotiomycetes, Onygenales, Arthrodermataceae. The record is from RefSeq and is a predicted model, not a curated record. Gene Ontology annotation, cellular component: mitochondrion. The transcript has 3 exons.